Messenger RNA from Lucilia cuprina (Australian sheep blowfly), 1341 nucleotides. Its product is annotated as serine/threonine-protein kinase 11-interacting protein. NCBI's taxonomy places the organism in Eukaryota, Metazoa, Arthropoda, Insecta, Diptera, Calliphoridae. The record is from RefSeq and is a predicted model, not a curated record. The transcript is spliced from 3 exons. The coding region runs from base 1 to 1260 and encodes 419 amino acids. Gene Ontology annotation, molecular function: protein binding.
AUGCCCCUUUUAGAGGCCCCUCAAGAUCUUAGUGAAUCUUCACCAGAAGUAUCUAUUAAUCAAGAUGUCCCAGCAGUACAAAGACAAGAACAAAUACCAGUUUUACCAGUGGCAGCAGCACAAGUACGUCAGCCUUUAGCGGAGCCGCAGCAUAUACAAGUUAGUGCAGAAGUUUUACAGUUAAACAAUAGAAAUCGUGAGAGAAAUUUUCGUAUAUUGGGCUCUUUCGAUCGUGAUAUAAUAGAAGCAGAGGAAGAAAACCAUUUCCCAGCUUAUGUACACUUAUUGCCGGCGGUAUUACCGCCACAAGCUCCAGAGCCAACAUUAGAUGAAUUGCUGAGACGUGUUACCUCACGUUCGGAUUUGCACAAUGUAGAAACUGUCCGGUUACGUGUCAUCUCCUAUACCUUGAGUUUAUCACAUUUGGCUAUGUUCUUGCCACGUUUGCAACAUUUAGAUCUUAGUGGAUCGGUAUUAUGCUCCUUACGCGAUUUAGGCUAUGGUUUGGUACAUUUAAGUCAUUUAAAUGUCAGCAAUUGUGGUCUUAACAGUUUCGAUGGUACUAGUGGUUUUCCAGCUCUACGAGUGCUCAUCGCCGACGACAAUAUGAUACAACGUAUAAAUACUCUGACAGAUUUAAUGUUGUUGCAACAUUUGAGUGUACGUAACAAUCGGAUAAGUGAAUUAAGUAUGUUGACAUUUCUGGGAUUAUGUGGAAACUUGAUGGAAUUACAUUUGCAAGGAAAUCCAGUACGUCAUCAACCUUUCUAUCGUGAGACAUUACAACGUAGUAUACCCUCACUGCAAGUGUUGGAUGGUGUGAUGUUGCAGCAUGAUGCCGUCAAUGAGGAUAUAACUACGAAUAACAUGCCAUCUCUAGAAAGUGAUGAUGUUUCCUCAUUAUCCUCAGCCUCAAGUUCUAUUAAGUUAGAUCUUCCAGAUAGGGAUCAACGUCCUGCGACAGCACCCACAAGAAACUGUGACAAUCAUAAUAAUGCUUCAGGACAACAAAGACCAAAUUCAGUUUCAGUUGCCUCUCGCUCCAACUCCUUGUCUUCAGGUUCUCCUGUUAUAGGUUCUGUUGUUGCUUUGGCUCGUCAAAGGCUCCAUCGUAAACGUCAUAUGGCUAAUGCUUGGGCUUCUUCGGAUAGCUCUACGUAUUCAACAGCAUCCUCUAAUAGUUCUACACGUCCACCUUCUUCCGUUUCAUCGAAUGGUAGUUACGAUUGUAUAUCUGCCACUCAAGCAAAUGGAAAAUGAGAUUUUCUUAAAAUAUUUUGUAUGUUUGUAUAAGUUUAGAAUUUCGAGUUAUUCAAUAACAUUAUACUAAGUAGUCAUUAA